Messenger RNA from Prorocentrum cordatum, 1730 nucleotides. The record is from the annotation of a GenBank genome assembly. Lineage: Eukaryota; Dinophyceae; Prorocentrales; Prorocentraceae.
AGUAGCUGCUGGCUCGAGGGUUUACUUCAUUGUCGUUGUAGCUUCCAUCUUGUUCUCCGCAAUGAACGAGAACAGUGCGUUACUAGGCCAAGACGAGUACUAUGGUGCGAACGACUUCAAACCAUUGCGCGGUUGCAGAUUGCUGUGUGUCAUAUUUGUUUGCAUAUUAUGCUCACCGGUGAUAUUGCUCAUUAUCCACGGUGGCGGAUUGUCGUCAAAGUGCUCGGGGCCAUGAUGGUAAAGAUGAGCCCGAAUCAGGAAGCCACGUUGAAGGUGCUGGCCUUUGAUCCAUGGUACAAGGCUCCAGGGAAACUGCUCGUGGUGAAGCCCUCGGGCAAGGAUAUGAGCGACAUCGUCAUUCCCAGAGAGAUUGUGGAUGAGAAGGGCCGUUUGCACUCUUGCGGUGGUCUCGGACUGAGUUUGAGAAAAUCGAUUGAGCACACCGUCGAUGGACACCUACGGGCGGGCGAGCACGGCACGAAAGUUGCAAGUGACACCGACGUUGCUAGGCCUCGCUAUCUUCUCAGUGGUUCGAUAUACCCCUACGAUCCCGAGUACGACGAGCUCUGGGCCAGCCCAGGCCGCAUGUGCCAGUGGCCUGCAAUGUACUCGUGGUCGCCCCGCUUGCCUCAGGGUCUCGGCUGGGCGUCCCUGACCCAAGCUAUCGACCUCGCCGACGCGCCUGAUGUUUUCGGUUACAUCUACUUCUUCGAAGUCUCCAACCCGCAGUACUACGAUACUGACCGCAUUGUAAAGGUGGGCCAGACGGCCGUCAAUUGCCCUCAGAUCACGCCAGAGAACGAGGGAAAGGUCUUCGCCAGGUACGGCUAUCGUGAUGCUUACCAGUUCGGCAACAUCAAGACUGAUGGAUCGGAGCCAGACGCAUACAUCUUCAAAGGGAAGGCGUUGGCGGAGGCCCAAGUCAAACUGGUGCACACAUACCGCAUCAUGAAACCUGAGCUGCCGAGUGCAACGCCAUCUUAGUGAUCAACGCCGCAGGCAGAGCACGGUGCUGGGAUAGGGGAAUCGGUGCCUGCGGAGAGGCCCUCCGCAUGUCAAGAGUCGAUUGGCGUCCUGUCCUCGUGUGUGUUGGCAUUCUUUCGCGCCGCGCUGUGAUGGGAAACGCCCUUUUGUGUUUACUUCAUCGCUUCGCUCAUUCCGCCAGCCCAUUUCGCAUCACGGGUGUGUUCGCGCCCACGGGAACGGUGGGGCAGGCGGGACUGUCCACAAGGAGAUCUUCGGACUUGUGGCUCGCACCCUGUCGAAGAGAGCAGAUACUCUUGGGGCCUCCGACGCGCCCGGCAGACACCCCUUUCUGGAAUCAUGUAACUGCUUUGCUGGUGGUUGAUUCAUCCGUGGGUUUUGUGCCGCCAGGGUGAGUUUAUCCAUAUCUGUGCAGGUUCUGCUUGAAUGCCCACGCCACUCCCCGCGGGAUCUGUGCUGGCCGAACGAAACGCUGUCCAUGUCUUCGAGUCGCCGCCGCUGGCGUAGCCUGCGUGCAAGUGCCCGAACCUCGUAGGUUCCUUCAGGAAGGAAUUCCUUCCUUGGAGAGUUCCUUAGGUUCCUGCCGAACAGAUAUAUGACUGGCUCUGUAGUCCGAGACAGAGCUGCCGCUGGCAACGCCCUUGUGCCUUGUGGAAAAAGUGAGCACGAGUCAGCUUGUCUCCGACGCACCCGCCAAACGCCCCUCUUGCGCCCCUCUUGGAACCACCUUUUGAAAGCGGCCCGAC